Molecule: messenger RNA, 7933 nt
Organism: Cyprinodon variegatus (sheepshead minnow)
Lineage: Eukaryota; Metazoa; Chordata; Actinopteri; Cyprinodontiformes; Cyprinodontidae
Exons: 47
Coding region: 1-7410 (2469 amino acids)
Biological process (GO): response to oxidative stress
Molecular function (GO): peroxidase activity; heme binding
Source: RefSeq, a predicted model, not a curated record
AUGAAACCUUUCCUUCCAGUUCUGCUGCUAACAUUGCUCUGCAAACUUCCACCAGGAUUUCCUUCUGAGGACAACUCGACUUUUAACUCCUCUUCCUUCAGAGAACUACUCAUCUCAUCAUUCCAAGAGCGCCUUUGGACAGUGAAUAACGGCGGACAGAGACGGACGACUUCCCUGCACUCCAGGCUCAGCUUCAGGUUUAAUUCACACACUGAAUCUCAGGAGAUUUCCAGGGCUGGAGAGGUUUUCCACUCUGCUCUACAAGUCCUGAAAAACAGAGCAGAGAAAAAAUACCAAAGGAAUGUCACAGCAUCUGAACUGCUGUCAUGGGAAGACUUGGAGAUGCUAGCAGAGCUGUCUCAGUGUCCAAAUGAGACAAAUCCAGUCAUCUGUGACGGAGGUCAUCACAGCAAAUACCGCACCGCAUCAGGAGUCUGUAACAACAGGGAACAUCCCGACUGGGGAGCAGCCAACACGGCCUUGGUCCGGUGGCUUCUAGCGGAGUAUGAGGACGGAGAGGAAGAACCCAAAGGCUGGAAUCCAGAACGGCUCCAUAAUGGAUUCCAUCUUCCUCCGCCUCGGAGCAUCAGCAGGGAAAUAAUAAGGAGCUCCUGUAAAUGGACAGAUGAUGACUACUCUCAGCUGCUGGUGGACUGGGGUCAGUACAUAGAUCAUGAUGUAACCUUCACGCCGCAGAGCAUCAGCGGCGCUGCGUUCUGGACGGAUGUGGACUGCAAGAAGACCUGUGAAAACCUGCAUCCUUGUUUUCCCAUUCAGACUGAGGAUUCGCUCUGCAUGCCUUUUCACCGGUCCAGCCCAGACUGCCCAAUCAGGUCCAGGUCUGACAAACUUCAAACACUGCAGAGACAGCAGCUGAAUGCCAUCACAUCCUACCUGGAUGCUUCUCUCGUUUACGGCCAUACUCCACAACUUCAGAGCGCCCUCCGUAAUCUCACUGGGCUCAAUGGAAAACUCGCGAUCAACAACCAAUUCAAGGACCAGCAUGGAAGAGCUUACCUUCCCUUCGUCACUAAGACGCCGUCAGCAUGCCGCACAGAUCAACAGGGAGAAAGAGUGGAGUGUUUCCGGGCUGGAGACAGUCGGGUCAAUGAGGGUCUUGCUCUGAUUGCUUUGCACACUCUGUGGCUCAGGGAGCACAAUCGAAUUGCAGAGAUAUUGAAGUGCAUCAACGAGCACUGGAGCCCUGAGGUGGUGUUCCAAGAAACACGCAAGAUCAUCGGGGCCCUGCACCAGAUAAUAACAAUGAGGGAUUAUGUCCCAAAAAUAAUUGGUGUGCAGUUGUUUGAACGUUACGUGGGACCCUACCGGGGAUACGAUCCAUCUGUGGACGCCUCGGCCUCCAACGUGUUUGCUACUGCAGCGUUCAGGUUUGGUCACGGCACCAUCCCGCCUCUCCUCAGCAGGCUGAACGAGAGCUUCCAGGAACACCAGCACUUUCCCCACCUGAGACUUCACGCGUCUUUCUUCAGUCCUUGGAGGAUCGUUAAAGAAGGUGGUAUCGAACCAACAUUAAGGGGUAUGAUUGGAUCAGCGGCACCAGCUGCUAGUCCAGACUCCCUGUUAGUGGAGGAGGUAACGGAGACGCUGCUGGUCCUGGAUUCCCCACAGCACAUGGAUCUGGCUUCACUGAACCUGCAGAGGGGAAGGGACCACGGACUCCCAGGAUACAAUGAGUGGAGGGAAUUCUGUGGCUUGAUGCGCAUAGCUACACUGGAUGACCUCGCAGAAGCGGUUGGGGAUCGCAGAGUUGCUGAGAAGAUACUUCAUCUUUACAAGCAUCCAAACAACAUCGAUGUUUGGCUCGGGGGACUCGUAGAAACCAUCCUCUCAGGUUCUAGAACCGGUCCGCUGUUUGCCUGUCUGAUCGGAAAGCAAAUGAAGUCUCUCCGUGACGGUGACAGGUUUUGGUGGGAAGCCGAAGGUGUUUUCACUCAGCAACAGAAGGAGGAGCUUUUGAAAUCUUCUCUUUCUCGAAUUAUUUGCGACAACACAGACAUACAGGAGAUCCCUGAAGAUCCCUUCAGGUUUGGUCAGUACCCUGCUGCUUAUGUUCACUGCAGUGAGAUACCGUCCAUGAGGCUGGAGGCCUGGAGAGAGGAGAAGAGUCACGACCUGCAACUGUGUGGCUCUCCAAGGCAGAUCAAGAAUGGAGAUUUUAUAUUUUCCUCCAAAUCUGGCAAAUUGACCGCUCUGUACUCCUGUUACCAUGGUUUCAGAUUAGAGGGUGCCGCUGAAAUAGUUUGUGAAGAAACUGGGUGGAAUGAUGAGCCCCCUCUGUGCACAGUACAUCAAAUUCACCUUGAUCCAGUAAAAGAGAGAGCUGUGGAGAAAACGAAGGAGAUCAUGGUGGACUUCAGGAAGAACCGGUCUAACCACGCUCCACUGCUCAUCAACAGCUCAGCUGUAGAGUUGGUCAGCAGCACCAAAUUCAUCCUAGACACCCUCACCUGGACUGGAAACACCACCUCACUGGUCAAAAGGGCCCAGAAGUACUUGGACCUCCUGGGGAGGAUGAGGAGAGCCCACUUGCCCCCACCCAGCUGUCUCACUGUGUGGUGUGGAGGCUGCAGCGCCUCAGACUGGAAGAAGGCUGUCAGCAUUAACUCCCCUCUCUGCUGCUGCUGCCUCUUCUUUCUGCAGAUUUCUGCAGCAGUUGACACGCUGGUUGCCCAGUUAUCCUGCACAAACAUCAGCCUGCCUGAGGAACGGAUGGAGAAGGUGGAACUGAACCUCAAACAGAUCAUAAAGUCAACCCUACAUGUCUUUCUGGACCUGGGCUCCAAUGGGUCUGGUGUCGACAUCCUGGAUAUCUUUGGGGUCCAGCAGAGCCUAAAACUGGCCAACUUCAGCGACCCUGAGUUCAUCAGGCUGUGGUUCUCCUUGAAGAUGGCUCCUCUUCUGCCCUAUGCUGGUGACAGCUUCUUCAUCCAGUUAGGAAAGCAGAACUUCAGCUGCAGCUCUUUCCAAGAACUGGUGAAGUCUAUGAGUGGAGAAUUUGAUGGGUCUCAGUCGCUGGACGGAAAACUAAUCUACACCAACUUCAUUCGAGUCUUCCUGUUAAGAAACUCUGGAGGUUCAGGCUGUGUCCCAUCUGGCACUGACACCCAAGCUUGGCUGCAGAACAACCUUGGCAUCUUCUUCAGAUUCGUAAGCCUGCAGGAUUUGCAGUUUCUCGCUCCAAAUUUGUCCUCUACUGCAUUUGUGUCGAGCCUCAAUACCUCUCAGGUGGCUGAGUUACUGGUGAGCUCAGAGUCCUCAACCGACACAGCUGUCGUUGAUGUUGUCUUUGAGCGAUUCAAUGGCAGCAAUGCUCUAGAAAAGGUGGAUGAAUUCCUGAAACAGCUGACAAUAAACCUGCAGGUUCCACAAUUCCAACCAGUCGUUCGAGACCGCAUCAUGUUCAGAACCUUCACCAUCAUCAGUGCCCGUCUCCCCAGCUUCAGGACCCAAGACUAUAAUCUGUGGUUCCAUGGCAAACUGAAACUCUUUUUACCGAGUCUCACAGCAGAGAUGCUCCUAAACACAACGUCCGGUAUCAACUGCACAAACUACCACAUUGUUGUGAACGGAUUAGCUGAAGUUUUUGACUCCAUAACCACCCAGAGGGCACAGGAAUUGGCAAACAUUCUGCUGGAUUACCUGAGAAACUCUUCCAGCACCAUCAACGACCCAGGUAGGAAUGGCAGAGAAUUGGAGGUUGCAGAUCUUCUCUCCUUCAAUCAGCUGAGCCAGCUGGCCGCCAUCCCCUCACAGCUCAACGGGACGCAGGACGUAGAAAAAAUCCUGACAUUCAUCAGCGAUUCCAACUUCAGUCUUUUCUUUGACCUCCUCCAGCAAGAAAUCCAAGUUCAGUCCACCAACUACACACAGGAGAUAAAGUCGGCCUUCCUGCAGGGGGUUUUUAAGCAAGGAGUUCUCAGGAAUGCCAGUGAUGAAGAGUUCCUGCUGUGGCUGAAGAUCCGACUGAGGCCGUUCCUGGUCGACCUCUCUCCCAAUCUAGUGACCUCCUUGUUUUCAUCAGGGGAGAAACGGAGAUGUAACAUCACUCAAGAGAUGAUCAAACUGCUUGAUUCUCAACAGACGACCUUCAGCAGCAACACAACAACUGAGAUCUAUGAGAACAUUGUCCGACUCCUUCAAGGUCAGACGCUGUUAAAGUGUUUCGAAGGCGGAAGCUUCUACGUAUUCCUGAGGAGCAGCUUCCUGAGCUUCGGCUUCCCUGAUGUGUCCACGUUCAUCACUCUCCUGCCACCAAACCGAAAGUCUGAGCUUCUAAAUAGCUUCAACACCUCAGAACUUAGUCAGUUCCUCAGUGAGCCUGGAGCGAUCAAUAAUGGAUCAGAUAUCUGCAUCAUCUUCAGCGUCUACAACAACACUGCCUCUUUCCUGGAAGCCGAGGACAUUCCAGAUAAUGUGAAGAGAAGCAUCUUCCCUUGUUUGUGGGAGUUGGCCCUGAGCAGCAACAAUAGAUCUGAGGUGAACUUCUGGUUUGAUCUCUGGUUAAGGGAUUACUUUCAGUUCCUCAACAAGGACCUCAUCAGCUCCAUCGUGGUGCAGAACGCCUCAUGUCUGGCUUUUGAGAAACUGGUGUCUUUCAUGGGAAAUAACUUCACAUACAACAGCUCUGAGUUUGGACGGGAAGACGUUUACAGCAGCAUCAGGAGCUACCUGAGAGCUGGUUCUGAAGCCAGAUGCUACGACCCCACUGAUCCAGAGCUGAACUCCACCUCCUGGUUUUUCAACUACAUCGGCAGCUUUGUGGUGUUCAUCACUUUGGAUGAUCUCACAAGCUUUGUCCCUACCUCUCAGCUGAACAUUUUUCUGGAGGAUCAAUUCAAUCUGGACCUUUUCAGCAACAUAGCCAUCCCGGCUAAUGUCACCAACUUCUACAUCCAGCAGGUUUUUACGUUCAACCCGACCUUCAGCCCCAUCAGGUUUCCAGGCAUUUUUUUGUGCUCCUCGGACAUCCCAAGCCCUUCAUAUUCUUCUCUAAAUCAAAAUGAUACUGUUGUCAUUUUGGACCGACUCGGCUUGUUCUGCAAUGGCACAAACAACCCAGAGAUCGCUGCUACUCUGGCAGCAAACAUCCAAACUUUGACGCUGGAUAUAUUCGGAAAGCUUGGGAAUGCCUGUUCAGGUCUGUCCAUCAGCCAGAUCACCUCAGUGUCCCCAUCAGUGCUGUUGGAGGCUUUGUCCACCCUGAGCUCGGUGACGGACUGGGCGCAGGACCAGGCUCGUAUCAUCCUCCAAAGAUUGCUCAACUCAGACUUUAAGAUCAACUCUGCGGCUGCUCUGCAAUCCCUCGGUACACUCGUUACCGGACUUGCUUCGGAGCUCCUCGAUGGAAUCCAAGUCUUAGAUCUGCUCACCAUCUCCACCAACGUUGAUUUUAUUUCCAACCUGCUGUCGGCCCCCAAGAUCCUUCAGCUGACCUUCGUCAAUAAGAUCAUUUCUUUCGCCAAAGAUCCAAUCAGUCUGCUGACGAACGUCCCUGACCUCCUGGCCUUUGAGAUUCCCUCCUCCCUGCUGGUUUUCCCUGAGGGGACCAUCGACACCAAAUUCCUCAAUGCAAAAAUAUGGACGCCGGAUCAGGCGGUUUUAAUCUUUAAGAAUCUGGCUGUAUCAACCCUGGAUAUCGAGCUGCUCUCUCCAUUUUUGCUGCAAGGCUUCACCUGCACAUCGGUGCAGAAAAUGACCCCGGCUACGAUCAGGCAGUUGAUCCGCGCCACCAGGCCCAGGUUUGGCAUUCCAAAGGUGGCUCUCAAAGAAUCGCAGCUGACCUGCAUGUACAACCUGAUCCGCAACAGCCUAAGUCAGAACUUUGUAGAUUAUCCCUCAGACAUGCUGCUCUUCUUUGACCCUCAAAAUAUCCAGAAGGAGAACUGCAGGUCCUACUUUUCUGCUCUGGGCGCUGCAGACUUUUCUGUGGCCUCCAGCAUUUUGAACAAAGGUCCCCUGCUGUUUGCUGAAGCUGGAUCCUGCCUGGGUAUAAAUAACCUAAGCUUGAGCAGAGAUGUGGUGGAGGUUUUGGGGAACAUGGUCUGCACUCUGGACAAAUCCUACAUAGAGAACUCAGAUCCUCAGAUCCUGGAGAAACUCAAAGCCUGCAAAGACCUCUCUGAGAGCCAAGUGACGGCUGUAGAGACGCUGCUGCUGUCUGGGAAAACUGUAUACGGAAAAGUCAAAUCUUGUGUUUACAGAGACACGAGUGCCUGGAGCGAGCAAACACUGGAGAACCUCGGGACUCUUCCUCUACAUCUCACCAGGAACAUCUGGGGCCGGUUCCAAACUACGGCUAAAAGAAUCUUUCUCAAGACUUUUAUGCCCAACUUGAGGAAAUUAAAAACACAGAAGAUUAAACUCAAGAACCUCUUCAGACAGAUCAUCCCCAUAGUGGCUAAAAGAGCAGCAGGGUGCACUGAGGGCAACAUCACGCAGGUGGUAAUCAGCGACCCGGCCUUCCCCUUCGGCUACGACGAGACCCAGUUUGACCUCUGCCUCGACAUUCCUGUUCUGAAAGAUAACCUCAAUGCUAUCUGUGAGAAAGUGGACGAUGACGAAUUCCAGAAGAUCAUUCUGAAGAAGCUCCUUCAGGCGUAUCCAUCGGGGGUUCCUGAGGACGCAGUGCAGAUGCUCGGCUCAGUGUCUCGUGUUGCUACGCUGGAGGACAUCUCUAAGUGGACCGUCACCAAAGUCGACACUCUAUCGGCUCUUUUUAGGACUGAAGAUGGAAGCUGGGAAAGAGAAAAGAGCAAAGAAAUCAUUGAAAAGUAUCUGAGGACUUCAGGGAACUCUCUGAGCCCCGUUGAGCUAACGAUUAUCGACUCCAACCUGUGCUCGUUAGAAACCAGCACCCUGAGGACCAUUUCUGCUCUCAGUAUCCUAAAUGCUAAGCCUUUAAACUUGGCUUCAUGUUCCGUUGAGCAGAAGAAGAUCCUAUAUGGCACAAGCUCGAAUGCCUUCUUAGUGUAUCGGGCCAGUUUUGUUGACUAUUACAACUUGAUGAAGCCCUAUCUGGGAGGAGCACCUCUGGACGAUGUGGUAAUUUUGGCAUUACAGGACAUCAACAUGGAUGUAGACGUUUUCAGGAGUCUGCGACUUGAUGUGAUCAAAAAUUUGACGGUGAUACAUGUGCGAGGUCUCAUGGGAGACCAGCUCAGAGACCUGAAGCUGUUUGAGAAUGACACCGUGGUUCAGACCUGGGUGAACCUGCAGUUCCAGUCAGAUUUGGACACUCUGGGCAUCGGCCUGAUUAGUAACAGGACCAGACCCACCACUGUGUCUCCAAUACAGGCUACAACCAGCGACGCGGCCGAGUUUCCAAAGACGUCUUUAUUUCUGGCUGCUCUGCUGACAGCCGUGAUACAAAUACUGCAGCGGCGAGCCUAAACAAACUCUUAACUCCUGCUGCCUCCAUACUGCAGGCCAUCAGAGAUGUGAAAGUGUCCUAACUUACUAGUCUUACCUUCUAUCUCUUAUUCUGAGCACAACAGCUGCUGCUCUUUGGCAGAUAACUUCUAUAAGAUUUAAGCAGAAAUUUGGGAAAAUAAAGAAUGUCCAGGCUGAAACCAGGAAUCGUUAUUAAAAUGUAUUUAAACAUUAAUGCCAAAUUUUUCAUAGUUUUAUAUUUAUGACUACAGAUGCCAAGAUCCAAAUCUAUAUGCUAUGAAAUACAUUUUGUUUUUCAGAUCAAAAAGUUAUUUUAUGGUAGCAAAGAUAUAGUUUCCCAAUAAUUAUAAAUAAACAACGAUAAAAUAACUAUUUGAGCUUAUAUGAUGUUGCGUUUUUUUAUUGGUGCCUAAGAUUCUCGCUGCAGUCCCACUAGGUUGGUAGCUGUUCUACUUCUUCUUGUUGCUACACAUAAAAAUUUAUCUGGAAUCUAAACCAUUUAGCUCCUAAAUGUUUAACUAAU